Lactuca saligna is the source of this 636-nucleotide messenger RNA. The record is from the annotation of a GenBank genome assembly. NCBI's taxonomy places the organism in Eukaryota, Viridiplantae, Streptophyta, Magnoliopsida, Asterales, Asteraceae.
AUGAACAAUAUUUCGAUUGCAUUGAGAAGUUUUCUUCGUGGAAGACUCUCCUUUAUCCAAGACGAUUGUGUGCUCAAUCUUUCGUUUUCCUUUUCUAUAGUUCAAGAAACUCAAUUGUUUUCACAAGCUCAACCUAAAAGAAAUUUUCAAUCCCAACCACUCCGUCUAUUCGACGAGUCAACCGAUUCUUCUGAUGAAGGACCUGUUCAAGAGUCAUUUCAAGUGCCUGUAGUGGAACCAAAAGGAAAAAAAAAUGGAAAAGGGAAGGCUCCACGCAAAGGGUGGACGGAUAAUGAAGAGAGGGCACUAGCACAAGCAUGGCUAAAUGUGUCGAAGGAUCCGAAGACAGACGACGAUCAAGAUUCGACAACCUUCAAAGUUAGAGUUUGGCAUAGUUUUUGCCACCGAAUGAAAAAACAGUACCACAAUCCUAACCAACUUUACUUGAAACGGAGGACCACCAACAAAGCCUCAAUGAAGUUCAAAGGCAUCUACAUGAACACGAUCUGCAACCCCCAAAGCGGUGCAAAUGAGGUGGAUGUCUUAGCAAAAGUUCGUCAUAUUUACAAGACAAAAGUCGGAAAACCUUUUGAUAAUGAGGCGUUUUGGGGAGUUGUGAAGGACAAACCAAAAUAG